Messenger RNA from Juglans microcarpa x Juglans regia, 3012 nucleotides. RefSeq names its product metal-nicotianamine transporter YSL3. Bases 753 to 2753 code for a protein of 666 amino acids. Gene Ontology annotation, molecular function: oligopeptide transmembrane transporter activity; iron-nicotianamine transmembrane transporter activity. The record is from RefSeq and is a predicted model, not a curated record. Gene Ontology annotation, biological process: seed development; response to iron ion. Gene Ontology annotation, cellular component: plasma membrane. NCBI's taxonomy places the organism in Eukaryota, Viridiplantae, Streptophyta, Magnoliopsida, Fagales, Juglandaceae. The transcript is spliced from 9 exons.
UGGAAAAGUAGAAAGUUUGAAGGAACCGCAGACUGAACUCCAUCCUUCAACCACUUCAAUACCUAUCGCACCCACCUCUCUCUCUCACUCUCUCUCCAGAAUAGACUGAAUGGUCAUAGGCAAAUAAGUCAACGACGAGAUCAACCUUUGCAGCCGAACAAGUGUUCAAACGCAAUCGAGCUGUAGGUGGAAAGUUAAUGAGUGUACUACACACGUUGCUAUGUACUACUCUGUAGUACAUGCAAAGAUCUGCUCUUGGUACGGUUUCGUGCGUGUGUCUCUCUUCUAUGACUGGCUUUCAAUGGUACUAAAGGCAUCGAUAAAUACGGGAUUUUAUUCCUAAUGGACAUUGCGUAAACUUGCUCUGAGUUGAUUCCUCGGCUAAAUUUGUGAGACCCAUAUGGGAAUUUGUGGAGACUGGAGUUUUCAGUUUUCACGGUUUUCCUGUGGUACCUAUUAAUAUUCCUGUGCUUACAUUUGAGGACCCAAUUGGGUUUUGUGGCUGUUAAAUCUUUCUUUGAAAGUUUUCUGCGAGUCAACGAUCAGGUCCUUGAAUGAAGAAGGUGACAAAAACUCAUUUGGGUUUUUCUGUUCCGUGAAAAUUCCUUCCUAUAUAUUGAUGUAGAAUUCCAAGAAAGAAUCUUGAGACUUUAUAAGCUUGCCUUGUCAGAGUUCUGACUUUUUGUAUCUGAGCAAAGGAGAAAAGGAGGAAAAAAACUGAGUGGAAGAUUUUGAUCAUUCAAAUCAGCAACAUGCAAGAAGAAGAAUUGCAUGAGAUCGGGAAUUCUGAGAGAGGGGACAUCGAGCAGAUUCGAGAAGAGCCAGAGGACUUGAAGAGAGUGUCACCAUGGAAGAGACAGAUAACAAUUCGGGGACUUCUAGCUAGCUUAGUUAUCGGAAUCAUUUACAGUGUGAUAGUGAUGAAACUUAAUCUCACUACCGGGCUAGUCCCCAACCUCAAUGUCUCGGCUGCUCUCCUUGCCUUUGUUUUCAUCAGGACAUGGACUGCACUGCUCGAGAAAGCAGGAAUUGUAUCAAUUCCAUUCACUCGACAGGAGAAUACCAUAAUUCAGACUUGUGCAGUGGCAUGUUAUAGCAUUGCUGUUGGAGGUGGUUUUGGGUCUUAUCUGUUGGGUUUGAAUACAAAGACAUAUGAACAAGCAGGGGUUGAUACAGAGGGGAAUACUCCUGGGAGCACCAAGGAGCCUGGGAUUGGUUGGAUGACUGGUUUCCUUUUUGUAAGCAGCUUUGUUGGGCUGUUGGCAUUGGUUCCUAUCAGAAAGAUCAUGAUAAUUGACUACAAAUUAACUUAUCCAAGUGGAACUGCUACUGCGAUUCUCAUUAAUGGGUUCCAUACUCCAAAAGGAGAUGAGAUGGCGAAGAAGCAAGUUCAUGGGUUCACAAAGUUCUUUUCAUUUAGUUUUGUAUGGGCUUUCUUUCAAUGGUUCUAUUCUGGUGGAGAUCUAUGCGGAUUUGCUCAGUUUCCUACAUUUGGAUUGAAAGCUCGGAAAAACUCAUUUUACUUCGAUUUCAGUAUGACCUAUAUUGGAGCGGGAAUGAUAUGUUCCCAUCUCGUGAACUUGUCUUUACUUCUUGGUGCGGUGCUCUCUUGGGGAGUAAUGUGGCCAUUGAUAAGGGGGCUAAAAGGGGAUUGGUACCCUGAAACUUUAUCGGAAAGCAGUAUGAAGAGUCUUAAUGGUUACAAGGUUUUUAUUUCCAUUUCCCUGAUCCUGGGAGAUGGGCUUUACAAUUUUCUCAAGAUACUGUACUUCACUGCCACAAACAUCCAUGCAGAAGUGAACAAGAAGAAACUUAAACCAUCAUCUCCAGAUAACCAGAAUCAGCCUCUUGAUGAUCUGCGACGAAAUGAGGUAUUCAUAAGAGAGAGCAUUCCCAUAUGGGUGGCAUGUACAGGGUACAUACUCUUCUCCAUUGUAUCCAUCAUUGUGAUUCCACUCAUGUUCCCUGAGUUGAAGUGGUAUUACGUAGUCGUUGCCUAUGUUCUUGCACCCUCUCUUGGCUUCUGCAAUGCUUAUGGUGCGGGUUUAACUGACAUGAACAUGGCGUACAAUUAUGGCAAAGUGGCUCUUUUUGUGCUUGCUGCCUUGAGUGGAAAAAACAAUGGCGUGGUUGCAGGACUUGUUGGCUGUGGUUUGAUUAAAUCCAUAGUUUCCAUCUCUUCUGAUUUGAUGCACGAUUUCAAGACUGGUCAUCUCACUUUCACUUCCCCUCGAUCAAUGCUUGUAAGCCAGGCUAUUGGGACAGCAAUAGGCUGUGUGGUAGCUCCUCUCACUUUCUUUCUCUUUUACAAGGCUUUUGAUGUUGGGAACCCAAAUGGAGAAUACAAAGCUCCUUAUGCCAUCAUUUACCGGAACAUGGCAAUUCUAGGUGUUGAAGGCUUCUCAGCCCUACCCCAUCAUUGCUUGCAACUCUGCUAUGCGUUUUUUGCCUUUGCCAUAGCAGCCAACUUGCUGAGAGAUCUUAACCCCAAGGGUAUUGGGAAAUGGGUUCCUCUUCCAAUGGCUAUGGCUGUGCCUUUCCUUGUUGGUGCUUACUUUGCAAUUGAUAUGUGUAUGGGGAGUUUGAUUGUGUUCACAUGGCACAAGCUAAAUGGCAAGCAGGCCAGUUUGAUGGUUCCUGCAGUUGCUUCUGGUUUGAUAUGUGGAGAUGGAUUAUGGAUUCUCCCUUCAUCAAUCCUUGCUUUGGCCAAGGUACAUCCUCCCAUCUGCAUGAACUUCUUUCCAUCCAGGUAGAAUUUCUUUGAGACAAAGCAUAGGGAUGAUAUCCUGUUUCAAUUUAUGUAUAAUAAUGCAGCAUUUUGAAUAAGUGUACCUAAGCUGCUACAGCAUUAAAUGUAAAUGAUCUCAAGUGGCAGGGAAGCACUGGUCAUUGACAGUGUAAACGACCAAGUUGGAUUAAACUUGCUCAGUUACUCUGUCUGUAUUAAAUGAAUAAUUACCAACAGCUGCUAACAUCUGUAGUUAAUGCGAGGUGGAUUGAGAUUUCUGUUCA